Molecule: messenger RNA, 5916 nt
Organism: Cyprinus carpio (common carp)
Lineage: Eukaryota; Metazoa; Chordata; Actinopteri; Cypriniformes; Cyprinidae
Product: stereocilin
Biological process (GO): cell-matrix adhesion
Cellular component (GO): kinocilium; stereocilium tip; cell surface
Source: RefSeq, a predicted model, not a curated record
UAGAAAGUGGCAAACUUUUCUUUGUGAAAGUUUAGCCAAGUGACAGUGGAUAGUCAUUAAGAUUUCAUGUGCACUCCACAGUGUGACACUUUACUCCCUGAAUGUCUCCGUCAGCUCCUAAAGGAACACAAAUGCACUCUUACAAAGACAUUAAAAUGACUUCAUCCAUUCUACCUUGAGGCAGUGGAACUUAGGAUGGGCAAGUUGGGAAUUGUAGUGAUUUUGCUCAUACUGGAUCAAGUAUCAGCCAUUGCUGGAGCCAGCAAAAAAGAGGACCAGAAGGAGGCGGUUUUCAAGGAGCUUGUUGAGAUAUGGAGGAAUGGUGGAAGAUGGAACCCACACAGAGCACAACCACCAGCAGAAAGACAGAAAGAUCAACAAAUUCAUUCCAUAGUGAGGAGCAUCAUGGGAGGCCUCAAGUCUCUAGGUGUCCUGCCUAGGAAAAGCAAGAGUCUCCCAUCUUUAAACAAAGCCUUCGAUAGAAACAGGCUCUCAGGAUUCCUGUAUAACAUCUCCAUGUACCUGCAAGAGAUGAGCGCAGAGUUAGAUGAUCGGCAGCAACCUUUUAGUGAAGACCAGUUUUGGGAGAACCUGCUCUACUCUCUUCUUCAGACGGGAAGGGAAACGUCGCUCGGAUUGUGGGAUGGGAAGAUUCCUCCGCGACCCACUUUCAGGAUUCAGGAUUUGUUUCUGUCACUCAGGGGCAGCCCACAUUGGGAUGGACUUCUGGGUUUAGUGCAAAGCAUUUUGACCCUCACUGAACGCCAGCCCCAAAAACCCAACUUGACGUUCAUUUCUCAGAACUGGAAGACUAUCAGCGCUUUGCUCGAAACUGUUCUUCAAGCUCUGGUCAGUGGGACGUACGGCCAGGCCGUUGCAGGUCUCCAGGGAUUCAUCUGUGUCCUGAAAGGACAAAAUGAUUGUGCCUUCAACCUGAGCUGGCUUGAGCAGCUCAUUAGGUUCAUGGAGACCAGGAACUGGAAACCCGUGGUCAGUCUACACCCUGUGAGUGUAGAAAGCAAUCAAAGAGAUGGCACACUCUCUACAGGACGUUUUAAACCCUUCCUCGUGCCACCUGAGGUGCUUCGUGAGGAGCAGCUCUUGUUGAACCAAUCAGGCACUGAUUCAGAGAGCCUUGCUUCUAUGAAGGCUCUACUUCUUCAGGCUUUGUCGAGGUCAAGUGCAGGAGAAAGGGCAGUAAAGUUCGCGGAGCGUAAUCCUGCCCUCCUGCAGGGCUUGGAUAACCUCAGACAUGGAUUUCUGCACAAUGUCGGCCGCAGUGUGUAUGGUAAUCUGAGAAGAAAAGUGUCACAUAUGACCAAGGCACUGCUAGAUGAUGUAAGCAGCAUGGUGGGCGAACCACAGUACAGUCACCAUGGAAGAUGUUCUGUAGGUGACCUCAGGCAGUUAAUAUUGUGGGGAAUUAGACAUAACUUGACAUGGAACGCUCAAGCGAUGGGUUUCAGGUCAGAUGGUUUACCCAGCAGGCCGUCUUUGAUGACCUGCCCCUCUCCAAAAGAGGAGACAAGGACUUUGGAACCUCAGCACUCAUCCAAAAGACCUAAACUUCACCAGUCCCCAGCAAAAGUACACGACGAGAGUGAUUCAGACCCCUUACCCUCAGCAGAGAUUCUGGAAGCUGCCUGUAAUGCCUCUAUUACUGGUCUCACUGGUGUCUCGAAUUUUACUGUCUUCCUCUACUGUAAUCUUUUCGAUGGAGAGAAUGGCUCACAGGACCCAGAAGUCAACCAUUUUGGGAUAGACCUGCAUGUGACUUGCUCCGAUGCUGCUUGGUACCUCUCAGCAGCAGAGGAAGAUUUUCUUUGGGUUCAUGUUUGCAGUGAAUUCUUUGCUCACGAUAACAAAACAGUGUGUGCCAACUCUACAUUCUGGCUGCAGCAUGCACAUCAGGCAGAAGCUACGAAGGAUUACCAGUACCUCAACCAGUCAAGUAUUGAUGACCUCUGUCUUCAACUCUCCAACGAUGUUUCUGGGGGAUCUCCUCCAGACGCUACUGAGGAUUGCUUAGCACUGCUAAGCAGCAAAACUCUAAAUGCCCAGGACUUUAGAAGGUGUUUUCUGCCCAAUAACACAGCCCUUACAGCCUCUUUGUGUGGAAAUGAGUCAUCUCAGAUACCCCAAGAUGGGAGCUGGGCGGCGGAGUACUGCUCAAAAGUCAUCCCUAAUCACUCUCAUGGGGUCCCCAAAGAGAACUGUGAUUACUUGAACUGGAAGGCAGAACAUUUUAUGAACAUCACGGCUCUAGAGAUUUGCAGCAGUAAAGCAGGUUUGAAGAACUAUAUUUGCAAAAACGCCACACUGUACCUCACAUUGGUUCAAAAGCAACCUUCACUUUUAGACUACUGUUUGAACUCUGAAGAGCAGCAGGGUGCUAAGUGCAUCCUCCAGAAGCUGUUUGACAUGCUGCCAGCGCCAUAUGACUUUGACACCUCUCAACUUUGUGUGAACCCCUUGCCCAUUCUACAAGACGCCAUUCAUAAGAUCACUCUAUGUGAAGGAACAGUGGAUGAACGCACAGGUUGGUUAGCUACGGUGAGCUAUGUGCUUCGAGUGUUGGACUUUGUGGUGGGGCUCUCAGCGGGUAUGGAGGAGGGAGAACGAGAGGUGCGUCAGAGCCUGGGUCAGGCCAUUCUUCUGUCCAGCCUCCAGGACAAUGCUUCCUUCUGGGCUACUCUACGGCCCGAUGCAUCAAUAAGUGUCCUUCACACUGUUGGCGUCUUCCUGAAAAGAGAGCAAAACUCAACUUUAAAAGAGGAUCUUUUAAGCUGUUUCAGUCCUGUCCUGUGGGAUCUCAUUCAGAGAGAGGGCAACUCCUCUGCUUUAAGAUUUUUAACUCCAGAAUACCUACAGAUGCCUAGAGAGAGUUUUCGCAGUGUAGUUUUGUCAGCGGAAAAAGAUGCCGUGAAAAGAUUCCUUUCCCAUGUUCAUCAGAGUUGGGAUCAACUUCAAGUGGAAACUAUACAGGUCUCUCCAAAGGAACAAGAGGCCAUGGAAACCAUGACAGCUGCUUUCAUUCACAAGUUUCCACGUGUCACACCAGAGCUUUUCAUCGACCUCUCCCAGUUUUUACCGUACAUGUCUGUCUCAGACAUUAUGACCUUCCCUGCCUCUCUCAUGGUCAAUGAAAGUGUACUGAUGGCCAUAAGUGAUCACAGCUCUGAGAUGAAGUCUCCACAAAAACAAGCCUUCGUAAAACGCCUGUUGCAGUCCAGCAUAGCUGGAGAUGUGCCUUCAUGGCCUCCAUACUUCCUCAGCUCCAUUCUGCCUCUACUUCCACAUCUCCCAGUCAGUCACUUUCAGCAGCUCACAUCUCAACAACUCACACCCUUAAUGGAGGUGCUAGGGAACAGCAGUCUGGAUGCCACAAGGGGGUGCCAUGUACUUCGUACUGUAUUUGGUAGGGGGAAGAACCUGACGAGUAACAACAUAAUGAGGUUAGGAGUUCUCAUAUGUUACCUGAACUCAGAGGACUUACAACAGUUAUUGUCUUCAUCAAAUCUCUCACCAGUCCUGUGGCAGCAGCUGGCACAAUGUGUAUCAGAGGGACACGUCAGUGGAAGUGGCAGACUGUCGCAUUGGCUUGGGAUGGCCCUUAAAUCCUUAAAUGCCAGUAUCUUAUCAGCUUCGGCAAUGGCCUCGUUACAUGGUAUGCUGCCACAAAUGGGCGCCUCAUUUUUGGAGCCGCUGUCCUUAAACGAGUUGUUGCAUUUGGUAACUCUGCCGGGUGUGCCAACUUUCCCACCUGCACAGGCAUUCCAGAUACUGAACAAAAUAGCAGAAGAAACAAAUUUCAGUGCCAACACGCUCUGCAGAUUAAAGCCAUUGUUUCCGGGUCUGGGGCCUUCUUUUUUGAGAAAGCUGGUUGUUCCUGAGUCUGCGCCUGAUUGUCGGUGUUGGAGUUUAAUGCUGGCUGACCUGCAACCUGCUCAUCGAGCGAUGGUCCAUUUUGCACUCCAACAGGCUCUGGAACGCACAUCUGCAAAUAUAACACAGCAGUUGCAAUGUCUUCUACCAUUCGUUUCCUUGAAGAAAUUAAUGUCAGAUCUGGAUGGAGAGACAGUCCUUCAUCACAUAUCUCUGUAUAAGCAUAUGCCAUGGUCUCACCAACAGUGUUUCGUUCUCACUGAAGAUUUAGGUCGUAUUGCUGGUGGCAUGAGCUGUGAUUGGCUGAAGCUUUGGGUAAAUGACUCAGGCUUCUCUGAAUUGUUGCAGUUCAUCACUAAGUUGCCAGGAGGACUUAGACCUGGUUUGAGGAAAUGCAUUGUGGUGGAGCUACGGAAACGGCCUGAUAUUGAUCUAAAUGACUUGGACCCCUCAUUUGCUGCAGGGUUACCGCUGACCAUGAUGGAGCACCUGUCUAACUCCUCACUCAUAAGUGUACUGGACCAUGUUCGACAACACUUCAUUGACUUUCUCCAGCUGCCACGACACAAGCAAACGGCUCUAGUAGAGAAAGCUAUCGAUGCACUCGGCAUCUCUGAAAAUGGCCUCACCGGGGCCUCCAUGGACACGCUUGGUCCUUUUCUGCCUUUUAUGGACAGGGAUGUGUUAGUUCACAUGGACCGAGAGGCUCUGAAACUGCGAAUGGAGGAACUGAAACAAUAUUGCCUGCCUUCUGACACAUUCAGACAAAUAGCAGCUUUGCUUACAGAGAGAAGCAUGCUGGGAGAUCCGAAAACAUGGACAGUUGGGAAUGUUGAGCAUGUGGGUAGACUGCUGUUCACCCUUUCAACUCAGCAGAUAAGAUCCCUACCACUGGUAAGUGAUUUAGGUAAAGACACAAUUGAGCAGGUUCUGAUGAGCCAGUGGCUUUGGAAAAACAGCGAAUUGGGAAAGGCUUGUUCAGACCUGAAAGGAUUACGAGAAAAGAUGAAUGGUCUCACCCACAGGAUUGUUAAAGGUCGAUGGUGGAUGAGAAGGGGACCCAUUCCAAGCUGUGCAGACAUUAAAGGGACGUUUCCAUCAGCCUGGAGAUCCUAUCAGCUGAAUCGAAUGAAGAAGAGGGAGCUGAAGAUGUGUGUUGAGUUCAUCGGUCAAGAUGACACACUUGACGCCGAGCAACGUGAAGCACUUUGGAUGGAACUCAGACCGGUGUAUAAGCCAGUGAGGCAGCUUAAACCAGAGCAGGUGUUGGAACUGGGUUGUAUAGUGACUGAGAUGGGUGAAAGAGACUUACAGGCUGCCAACUUGUCCAGUCUGGCUGUGGUGGCCCAUCUUGGGGACCUCAAUGGGUGGAACGCAAAGAAAAUGAGAGCAGUUGUCCUUGGUAUAAUGAAGCGACUUAAACAAAAGCCUGAAGAACUUGGUGUGGUGGAGCUUGUUUCCUUUGGACAUCUGCUUUGUGGCUUCAGUUCCUCUGAAAUGUCCCGUCUAGACCCGUUCAACCUAAGUGUGGCCGCUUUGUUUCUGGGGGAGAUGGUUCUGCCGUGUUCUGAGCAGCAGACCGAGGCCUUGACAUCACGCCUAUCCAAUCCUCUGGGCUUUGGUCCAGUCAGCAGCUGGGGCUCUGAGGUCUUCACUGAGAUUGGGACUUUGGCAGCUGGGCUGGAGGAUAUGGUGUUGUCUGCACUAAUAAAAGAGCAAGUGGAAGGACUUACUCCAGCAGCAAUAACCCUAAUACCUCCAAGAAAAUUAGCUGUGGUAUUCAGUGCCACGCAGCUGUCUUGGCUGAGCUCUGAACAAGCCUGUGCCGUGACAGAGGAGCAGUGGGCAGAAUUAGACAGCGAACAAAGACAAGCACUUGGCAUGGCCCAGUAUGAAGGUGAACUCAUGCUUGAGCACAGAGGCAGGAACCAGGCUCCAUCGUUGGCUCCAUGGUUUGCUGACAGCUUCAGAAAAUAUUUAUUACUUUAUGUCUGUACAUUGUGGAUACUAUUAUAAAGAUUAUAACCUAAG